CCGUUGCCGCGUCUCUCUGAUUCCGCCGCCCCCAACUCCACCACUUCUCUCUCCGACUCCGAUUUCUUCCUCUUUCAGCUCAGUUUUCUCCAAGCCGAAAUCUCCGAUUCUUUCUCCGAUCUCCGCUGCACCGUCACGCCACCUCUGAUUGCUUACUUGUCUCCCAUCUCCUUCUCUGUCGCUGCCGUCGCCUUCGCCUUCGCGCCUCCAUAUCUCCCGCUCUGCUGCAACCUCACACCGUCAUCCCAAGAGUUCCCAACAGAGCGCGAAUCUUUGGUUCCAAGGCUGCCGUAGGGCUUGACUCUCCUCACUCAUCUACAUUCUGCUGCGUACGGAAUUGGUUCAUAUUAUCUCUAAUCUUGUAGCUCUCCGGCUACUCCUCUCACUCGUAACCCUAAUUCCCAAUUCAGUGUCUUCAGGGAAAGGAGAUUACGCGUGCAAGGGAAGGCUAUGGCUUUAACAGCCCCAGGGCAGCUCAAUGUUAACGAGUCCCCUUCGUGGGGAUCUAGAGGUGUCGACUGCUUCGAAAAACUGGAGCAGAUUGGUGAAGGCACUUAUGGUCAAGUUUACAUGGCCAGAGAAUUGAGAACAGGUGAAAUAGUUGCACUCAAGAAAAUACGAAUGGAUAAUGAGAGGGAGGGGUUCCCUAUUACUGCCAUUCGAGAAAUCAAAAUUCUAAAGAAGCUCCACCAUGAAAAUGUAAUCAAAUUGAAAGAGAUUGUGACAUCUCCAGGUCCUGAGAAGGAUGAACAAGGGAAGCCAGAUGGUAACAAGUACAAGGGUGGCAUCUACAUGGUUUUCGAGUACAUGGACCAUGAUUUGACAGGUCUUGCUGAUCGUCCAGGGAUGAGGUUUUCAGUUCCCCAAAUCAAGUGCUACAUGAGGCAGCUUCUCACAGGACUUCACUAUUGUCAUGUAAAUCAAGUACUGCAUAGGGAUAUAAAAGGCUCAAAUCUGCUUAUUGACAAUGAAGGAAAUCUGAAGCUUGCAGAUUUUGGGCUUGCCCGAUCAUUUUCUAAUGAUAUCAAUGCAAAUCUAACAAAUCGUGUCAUUACCUUAUGGUAUAGACCUCCUGAAUUGCUUCUUGGAUCAACAAAAUAUGGUCCAGCUGUAGACAUGUGGUCUGUUGGUUGUAUUUUUGCAGAGCUUCUACAUGGGAAGCCAAUAUUCCCUGGCAAGGACGAGCCGGAACAAUUAAAUAAGAUCUUUGAGCUAUGUGGCGCUCCGGAUGAAGUCAAUUGGCCCGGGGUUUCUAAAAUCCCAUGGUACAACAAUUUCAAGCCCACAAGGCCGAUGAAGAGACGUCUUAGAGAAGUUUUCAGGCAUUUUGACCGUCAUGCUUUAGAGCUGUUGGAGAAGAUGCUCACUCUUGAUCCUUCUCAGAGGAUAUCUGCUAAGGAUGCUCUAGAUGCGGAGUAUUUUUGGACAGACCCAUUGCCUUGUGACCCUAAGAGUUUGCCAAAGUACGAAUCAUCACACGAGUUCCAGACUAAGAAGAAGCGUCAGCAGCAACGACAACAUGAAGAAACUGCAAAGAGACAGAAGUUGCAACACCAGCAGCAUUCACGCCUCCCACCUAUACAGCAGUCGGGACAAGCUCAUGCACAGAUGCGACCAGUACCUAACCAACCCCUUCAUGGUUCUCAACCCUCCGUUGCUGCAGGGCCUAGCCAUCAUUUUGGUGGGAAGCCUCGUGGACCCCCAGGUCCUGGUAGGUAUCCCUCUGGUGGAAAUCCUCCUUCUGGAUACAACCACCCAAGUCGUAGUGGUCAAAGCGGGGGUUCUUAUGGCAAUGCACAAUACGCUCAAGGACGAGGUGCACCAUAUGGUUCUGGUAAUAUGUCUGGUGCUGGUCCUCGUGGCGGAGCUGGAGGUGGUGGUGGUGGUUAUGGCGCGGGAGCUCCAAAUUACCCACAGAAUGGUCCAUAUGCUGGUAGUUCUGGUACUGGGCGUGGCUCCAAUGCAAUGGGCGGAAACCGAAACCAACAAUAUGGAUGGCAACAAUGACGAAAUACGAUCGUAACGCUCAUUUUCAGAGUAAGCUUUAGAAGAGAUUGUUAUAGUAAUACAUAGUAGGUUAUAUUAGGAGUAUUAUAAAUGGGUGUGCUAUGCUGUUGACUUGAGCUAGGUGAUUUAUGUGCAAAGCAAGAAUGAGCUAUCAUCCUAUCCCACUUGUCUGUCUGCUGUAAUCGUUCCCAACUUAACUGAUCUAUCAGGAAUGAAGCACUUUGCAUCUUCAAAGUUCUUGAAA
Messenger RNA from Cucurbita maxima (winter squash), 2251 nucleotides. RefSeq names its product cyclin-dependent kinase C-1-like. The coding region runs from base 451 to 2007 and encodes 518 amino acids. Gene Ontology annotation, biological process: positive regulation of transcription elongation by RNA polymerase II; protein phosphorylation. Lineage: Eukaryota; Viridiplantae; Streptophyta; Magnoliopsida; Cucurbitales; Cucurbitaceae. The transcript is spliced from 13 exons. The record is from RefSeq and is a predicted model, not a curated record. Gene Ontology annotation, molecular function: cyclin-dependent protein serine/threonine kinase activity; RNA polymerase II CTD heptapeptide repeat kinase activity; ATP binding. Gene Ontology annotation, cellular component: cyclin-dependent protein kinase holoenzyme complex; nucleus.